AUGGGAAGGCGAUGCUCAUGUUCCAUUGGAACCUUCUUCAUUUUCUUCUUAUUUUGGGCGUUGUGGUUCUCCAAGAACCAACUCACCCUACUCGUCUUGGGUCCCACCACAACCCACGCAGCAAACAUCAACACGACAAGUUCCGAGGUUGUCCUCGACCCGCCGGAGAAAACCUUCUACGACGACCCACAACUGAGUUACUCCAUCGAGAAACCCUUGAAGAAAUGGGACGAGAAGCGAAGUGAGUGGCUACGGCUACACCCUCAUCUCGUCGCCGGAGCACGUCACCGGAUUCUGCUGGUGACGGGGUCGCAGCCGAAGCCGUGCGAGAACCGCAUCGGCGACCACUUGCUUUUACGGUGUUUCAAGAACAAGGUGGAUUACUGCAGGAUCCACAAUUGCGAGGUGUUCUACAACAACCUGCACGUGCACCCCAAGAUGGACUCUUAUUGGGCCAAGAUUCCGGUGAUCCGAUCCGCCAUGAUGGCCCACCCGAAUAUUGAGUGGAUCUGGUGGAUGGAUGCGGAUGCAGUGUUCAUGGACAUGGAGUUCAAGCUUCCAAUGGAGCGUUACAAGGACCACAACCUCGUUGUUCACGGUUGGCCUAAUAUGGUGUACGAGGAUAACGAGAACAAGAGUUGGACAGGGUUGAACGCUGGGGUGUUCCUAAUAAGGAAUUGCCAGUGGUCCAUGGAGUUGUUGCAGGUGUGGUCCAAAAUGGGGCCAUUAAGUUCUAACUAUGAGAAAUGGGGUAGAAUCUUAAAAUCUAUUUUCAAGGACAAACCUUUCCCUCUCCCAGAUGACCAAUCGUCGCUAAUUUAUUUGCUCUAUAGAGAAAGAAGAAAAUGGGGUGGUAAGACAUAUUUGGAGGGAGGGUAUAACUUGGAAAGUUAUUGGCUUUCCAUGUUGGGGAGGUUUGAGGGUAUCAAUGAUGGGUACAAUGAGAUAGAGAAGGAAGUGAGGUCUUUGAGGAGAAGGCAUGCAGAGAAGUUGAGUGUGUGGUAUGGUGAGUUAAGGGAACCUUAUUUGAGACAAAGAGGGUGGGAGCCACUAAGUAGAGGGAGAAGGCCGUUUGUGACACACUUCACAGGGUGCCAACCAUGUAGUGGGAAUCAUAACCCCAGUUAUGAUGGGGAUACUUGCUGGAAAGAAAUGGAGAGGGCUUUGAAUUUUGCUGAUAAUCAAGUGCUUCGUAAUUAUGGUUUUGUGAGGAAGGAUCUCAUAACCUCUUCUGUGUAUGAAGUCCCGUUUGAUUUCCCGCGGAAUGACUUGUUACGGUGA
Gastrolobium bilobum is the source of this 1281-nucleotide messenger RNA. RefSeq names its product glycosyltransferase 6-like. The record is from RefSeq and is a predicted model, not a curated record. The transcript has a single exon. Lineage: Eukaryota; Viridiplantae; Streptophyta; Magnoliopsida; Fabales; Fabaceae. Gene Ontology annotation, cellular component: endosome; trans-Golgi network; membrane. Gene Ontology annotation, molecular function: galactosyltransferase activity. The coding region runs from base 1 to 1281 and encodes 426 amino acids.